Melitaea cinxia (Glanville fritillary) is the source of this 2150-nucleotide messenger RNA. RefSeq lists its product as uncharacterized. Bases 1 to 2067 code for a protein of 688 amino acids. The transcript has a single exon. The record is from RefSeq and is a predicted model, not a curated record. NCBI's taxonomy places the organism in Eukaryota, Metazoa, Arthropoda, Insecta, Lepidoptera, Nymphalidae.
AUGGAGCAAAUGUACCUUGUAGAAAUAUUCAUAGACAAAGUAACGAUCUUCACAUCCGAAGAGGAUGAAAAGAGCGGAGCAAAUAAAAAACUUAUUGUCAAAAUAAGAUUCGGUCCCAAAGUGGAGUUUAUAAUAAAAGAAGGCCAGUUGGCCUUAAACGAAGAUACUAAAGACGAUAUUGUUGAAUGCGAUGAAAAUGGGAGACGUAAAUGGUCUCGAACAAUCAGAGUGGGGAAGUCGUAUUUAUUCCCUUCUUACCCAGACACAGUGCUCAUGAUACUCAGUAAGUUUCCAUUGGAAAUAGAGAUAUGGAACGAUGAUGAAAAUGAAGUCGAAAUAUUUGUAGGGAUCGGCACUAUGCAUUGGGAGACUGAAUUUUUCCAUAUGUUAAAAGAAACUGCCGAAGCUUGUAAGAUCCAUGAGCCACUCACUAUAAAACAAAAUACACCAUUAUUUGCCGAAUGUUGCUGUAAGCAAGUGGGCGAAAUUUCUUUCAUACUCAGAUUAAGUGCCUUGGGUGAAAGUAUUAUUACAGAAUUUCAACAAUUAAUGAAAGAUCCGGACAGUUUUGUUUUUAGAACAAAUAAAGCUCCUAGCAUGUUUCAGUGUAAGAGGAUAGAAGGUGAUGAUCCUAAUUUCUGCAUGGUGGGUAGUCUAUAUGAAACGACGACAUUGGAAGACCCUACUUUAACAAGCAAUGCUCAACAAAAAAUUGAAAUAUGUACAGAAUUGCAAAGUUGUGGUGUUGGCCAGAAAGACGCUGACUUUAGUUGUAAGCAUGAUUUUGAAGAGGCGGAAUCUAAAAAAUCAUACCCUAUUGAUAAGAUCAGAAUGGGUGAUAUUACAGGACCAUGUGGGAAUACAAACUGUCCAUUAGCACAUAAAGUAAAGACAUAUAUCAGAAACUUAGAAACGUAUAAACGAGAAGCAGAAGGUAAAGUAACAGAAACAAAAGGUGAUGUCACAAGAAAGAUUUGUGGUACAUGUGACUGUAAAGAUGAUCGUUGGCAUCGGGAAGAAUGUCCUGAAAAGCUAGAGAGGGAAGGUAAACAAAGUAAAGCUGAAUGUUCUGGGUGUGGUGGUAUAACACAAGUGGGAGAAACUUGCGAAGAUCGAAAAAAGAAAUUAUUUGGUACUGGUGCGACACCUAAAUCUAGUAAAACCGUAGUUGCAUGUGUCUAUAGCGUAACUAACAUUCCAAACUUUAAUGAAUCCGUAUAUGGGAAACAGUUUAUCGUGGAAAAUCUUGAACAAAGUUGCUAUUAUAAAACAAUUGCAAAUGAACCUUCGAGCACAAGAGCUGGGUGUAGUUGUGGUCGACGUGGAUGUACAUGGACUCAAGAAGAAAAUUUCGAUACAGCCGAAGUAUCGAACCGUCCACCGAAGAAGACUAUUCCAGAAAGUAACGUAUCCUCUCACCAACCUUUUGUUUAUAACGUUGAUACGAAAGAAUCAAAAAGAAAAAUUGCAGUUUUUGAUUGUGUUGAAAUUGCUGAAGAUAAAGAUUGUAAAUGUAAUCCACCCAAACCAACCCCACCAUGCAAGACAUUUGAUUGCGAGUGUAUCACUGAAACUGCGAACGUUGCUGCGAGAAAAGCCCAUCGAGCAUACUGUCCGUUAUACAAACACAGAGAUAAUUGUCCAGUGACGAUGAUGCAAGAAGACGAAGACAAGAAGAAAGCUGAAGAUGAUGAAGAUGAAACUGAACCCUUGCCGUAUGGAUUACCUCCGAUCAAACUCGGACCCUGUCCGAUAUUAGGCAGACCCUGUUGUGUUCCUGAUGGCUUUGCAAGAAUGUAUAAAACAGCUGCUUUACCUGCUCAGCCACCAAGUUACAGCGAUGCAGGAAAAGUUUGUUGUUCCAAAGAGUACGAAAGAAUAAAGAAGGCUAUAAAAGAUUACAUGAAUUACGAAAAAGAUCACGACUUUAGAUGUGUAAAUAAAUUUAACGUGGACACUGAAAGACGAUGCUGCGACAAAGAACAGAGACUACUAUCCCUUAUGGGUAAGGGAUGUUGUGGCUCACACAAAUUAGCGAUCCAAGAAAAAUUUAAAGAGGAAAAGUAGUAAACAUAAGAACUUUUAUAAAUAUUUUAUUUUGUAACCCACUAGUGUACUAUAUUAAGAUCUAAUUACACUUAUACAACUGG